AUGCCCAUUGAUCCCAACGAGCCCCGCUACUGCUACUGCCGCCAGGUGUCUUAUGGCGAAAUGGUUGCCUGCGAUGACGAUAACUGCGAGAUCGAGUGGUUCCAUCUGGGCUGUGUGGAUCUGAAGGCCCCGCCCAAGGGACAGUGGUUCUGCAGGGAAUGCUCGCACAAACACAAGAAGCGCCGCGACCACCACUAA
This is a messenger RNA of Kickxella alabastrina, 198 nucleotides long. RefSeq lists its product as uncharacterized. The coding region runs from base 1 to 198 and encodes 65 amino acids. Gene Ontology annotation, cellular component: nucleus. The record is from RefSeq and is a predicted model, not a curated record. The transcript has a single exon. Lineage: Eukaryota; Fungi; Kickxellomycota; Kickxellomycetes; Kickxellales; Kickxellaceae. Gene Ontology annotation, biological process: regulation of DNA-templated transcription.